UUUCUGCUAUAAGAUAUGGCAACGCCCCUCAUACUGACUGAGGGCAGAGCUCGCCUUGCUGGAUACUUCCGCCAGGAACUACAAUGUCGGUUGGGGACCAAAUCUACAUCCUUGUGUCCCCUGUGGGGAUACCCAUGUGGAUUUGCUGGUGAAACAGGGCCGCGAUGCAUUAUUCGUAGUGAAAUAAGAAAGCCUGGCAUUUCUAAGCCUAUAAAAGUUGUCCAGUACCAUAUUAAUACAGAAGAACUGUAUUCGUAUCUAAUUGAGUUUAUUCACAUGCUUUAUUUCAGACACCUUUUGGUGAAUCCCAGAGAUCGCCGUGUUGUUUUGAUAGAAUCUGUGCUGUCUCCGACUCACUUCAGGGAAACGAUCACGCGUGUUCUUUUCAAAUAUUUUGAGGUUCCAUCGGUGCUCUUUGCUCCAAGCCAUCUCAUGUCUCUUCUAACCCUUGGUAUCAACUCAGCCAUGGUUUUGGACUGUGGAUAUGCAGAAAGUUUAGUGCUGCCUAUAUAUGAAGGUAUUCCAAUCCUAAACUGCUGGGGAUCUCUUCCCUUGGGAGGCAAAGCGAUUCACAAAGAGCUGGAAUCACAGUUGUUGGAGGAGUGCACAGCCAAUACAGGAACAGCCAAGGACCAGAGCCUGCCUUCUGUAAUGAGCAGUAUUUCAGAAGAAAUAGUGGAGGACAUUAAAGUGCGCAUCUGCUUUGUAAGUGACCUCCAAAGAGGACUUAAACUUCAAGCUGCAAAAUUUAAUUUGGAUGGCACUGCUGAGCGACCCAUGCCACCACCUGAUGUUGACUAUCCUUUGGAUGGACAAAAGAUUGUGCAUGUUAAAGGUUCUAUCAGGGAUUCCGUUUCGGAACUGCUUUUUGAGCAGGACAAUGAAGAGAAGUCUGUUGCUUCUUUAAUACUGGAUGCACUCGUUCAGUGCCCAAUUGAUACAAGGAAACAGUUGGCUGAAAAUCUGGUAAUUAUCGGUGGCACAGCUAUGUUGCCUGGAUUCCUUCACCGACUUAUGGCAGAGAUACACUACUUGGUGGAAAAGCCAAAAUACAAAGAAGCUCUGGCUACCAAGAUCUUUAAAGUUCACACUCCCCCUGCAAAGCCAAACUGUGUGGCAUGGCUUGGAGGGGCGAUUUUUGGAGCUCUUCAGGAUAUCCUGGGGAGCAGAUCUGUGUCUAAAGAAUAUUAUAACCAGACUGGCCGUAUACCGGAUUGGUGUUGCCUGAAUAAUCCUCCUCUUGAGAUGAUGUUUGAUGUUGGCAAGUCUGGACCCCCAAUGAUGAAAAGAGCUUUUUCCACUGAGCAGUGAACACUUUGCCAAACCUAACUUUGCUUAAAGAAGAGACUGAAUUCUUCUACCGAAGGCAGAUAUUUAUUAUCCAAGUUUACAAACCUGAAAUAAUUCCAAUUUUAAAGCCAACUCCUCUUGGGUUUAAUGUUGCCAUGUUUAAGUUUGUUUUACCUCUGUAAAAAGACCAUUUUCACAUUUAGGAAAUGGUCAGAUGAUUCUUGUUGUCCCGUCUGCCUUAAAAAUCCCUUCUCAAUCCCAAGGAGAAUGGGAGUUGUCGUGGAAGGACAGCUGGAGGGCAGCAGCAGGUAUUCCCUCUUAAAUUUGUGUAGGUUGUGGUUCUGUGCAACGUCAUUAGAAGCAAUGGGCUGAAUGUGUGAAUUGUAAUAGGGCCAUUUAUCAUAUUAGCAUGGAAACCAUCACAUCAUAUUGUACUGGCUGUAAAACAAACAUCUUAGAGGAAACGCUGGCAACAUAUUUAAUUGUCAACAUUCCUUGUUCAAUGCAUUUGUCUUUGCAAACAUUACAUGAAAUAGGCUUCAUAUAUAAUACGAUCCCCAUAGUUUGCAAUUUAGUCAUAAUAAACUCCAGAGCAGCAUACAACAUUGCUGAUUUUGGAAUGGAGCACUUA
This is a messenger RNA of Xenopus laevis (African clawed frog), 1921 nucleotides long. RefSeq names its product actin-related protein 10 homolog S homeolog (gene actr10.S). The record is from RefSeq and is a predicted model, not a curated record. Gene Ontology annotation, biological process: cytoskeleton organization. Gene Ontology annotation, cellular component: cytoskeleton; axon cytoplasm. NCBI's taxonomy places the organism in Eukaryota, Metazoa, Chordata, Amphibia, Anura, Pipidae. The transcript has 13 exons. Bases 16 to 1311 code for a protein of 431 amino acids.